Molecule: messenger RNA, 1770 nt
Organism: Bipolaris oryzae ATCC 44560
Lineage: Eukaryota; Fungi; Ascomycota; Dothideomycetes; Pleosporales; Pleosporaceae
Exons: 1
Coding region: 1-1770 (589 amino acids)
Molecular function (GO): oxidoreductase activity
Source: RefSeq, a predicted model, not a curated record
AUGGAAGAAGCAGACGUGGUGGUCAUAGGUGCAAGCGUCAAUGGCCUCACAGCCGCGCAUACCUACCAUCGCUUGCACCCUUCUGCCAAGCUUCUCAUCCUCGACUCUGCGCCCUCCAUCGGCGGACCAUGGGCCCCGGAACGCGUUUUCCCAGGCCUAAAAACUAACAAUUUAUGGGGAAUGUACGAGCAUCCUGAUUUUCCCAUGGAUCAAAAGCGCUUCGGGGUCCAACAAGGAGCGCAUAUUGAUGCGCCCAAAAUGUACGAUUACCUCUGUGCGUUUGUAGAAUGGGCGGAUAUCAAACAAUUCAUCCGUCUGAACACGAGUGUCGAGGUGCUUGAGCAAGAGCAGGGCGAUGAAGAGGAGAGUUGGAUAUUACGUUGUGUGUCGUCGUCAUCUUCGGCCGAAAAGAAAGAGACGGUGAUACGAGCCAAAAAAGUCAUCGUAGCAACAGGAAAUACAAACAAGCCUUUGCUACCAGCAUACCCUACAUCACCUACGUUCUUCUCGCCAGUUAUACAUACUCGGGAUUUCCCAGCUCACUAUGCGGAAAUUGUGAGACCGCAGACACACACUGUGGUUGUCGGGUCCGGGAAAUCAGCUUGGGAUGUAGCCUACGCGUGUGCGACGCAGCCUUCUUCCUCAGCGACGCUCCUGGUCCGACAAGAUGGCAAUGGCCCCGUAUGGAUGACACCCAGCCAUGUGACACCGUUCGGAAUGUGGUUGGAGAAGUUGGUGCACACGCGCUUCUUUGGCUUCAUGUCGCCUUGCCCCUGGGCUACGACAACGGGAGUCGAAGGCUGGCUGCGCUGGUUUCUGCACAAGACGUGGCUGGGCAGGAAGAUCAUAGCGGGAUUCUGGUAUGUACUCAGUGAAGAUGCAGUUUCACUGAACAAACUCGACGCCCACACGGAGACGAAGAAGCUGAGACCCUGGAGAAGCGCCUUUGAAGUCGGAAACGCAUUAUCCAUCCACAACUACCCCACCAGCUUCUUCGACCUCGUCCGUGACGGAAAAAUCAGUAUUGUAUUCGACAACAUCGCCGCUCUAGAAAACACUCAAACCAUCCGCCUCAAAUCCGGCACCACCCUCACUGCCAACGCCCUCGUCUGCGCCACAGGCUGGCAAAAAGCCCACACAUUCCGCUUCAACCCCCCAUCCCUCGAGCACGAUCUCGGCCUACCAUGUCCUCCCACCCCCUCAGACCAAGCCCUCAUGGCCGCAUCCGAAACCAGUCUCUUCACAGACUUCCCAUACCUAUCUCAACGAAACGUAAAUCGGCCAGGCCACCCGGACCCCUCCCUCCGCUCUACACCGCAACCCCGUAAGGCGCAAACGCAACCCUACCGUCUAUACCGCUUCAUCGCACCACCCCGGUUCCUCACCCACCCCACCAUCGCCUUCGCAGGCGCAGUCCACUGCCUCGGCACUUUUCCCUGCGCCUACAUCCAAUCCCUCUGGAUCGAAUCCUUCUUCUCCGGCACACUUGCAACCCCGUUUUCACCCUCUGAACAGGAAAGCGUGUUAAAGGAGGUGUAUCGGAAUAGUCAGUACGGUGUCCAUCGGGGAGCGAUGAGUUAUGGGUAUAUUUUACCCGAUCUGGUGUUUGAUACUUUGCCUUAUUUUGAUGUUUUGCUGCGGGAUUUGGGACUAAGGGACAGGAGGAAGGGAGGGGGGGUCAAGGAGUGGGUGGAGGGGUAUGGGCCCGAGGAUUAUCGGGGGUUGUUGGAGGAAGUCGAGGUGAGGAGGAGAAGGGGGGAGGGUGUAUAG